Messenger RNA from Parasteatoda tepidariorum (common house spider), 5453 nucleotides. RefSeq names its product RING finger and CCCH-type zinc finger domain-containing protein roquin (gene roq). Gene Ontology annotation, biological process: protein polyubiquitination; nuclear-transcribed mRNA catabolic process, deadenylation-dependent decay; ubiquitin-dependent protein catabolic process. Gene Ontology annotation, molecular function: RNA stem-loop binding; mRNA binding; metal ion binding. The record is from RefSeq and is a predicted model, not a curated record. Lineage: Eukaryota; Metazoa; Arthropoda; Arachnida; Araneae; Theridiidae. Gene Ontology annotation, cellular component: cytoplasmic stress granule.
UAAAUUAAGUUCAAAAAUUGCAAAAGAAUAAUCAUUCUUUUCAAAGUGUUUAAUCAUUUCUUGCGCAAUUGUAUUGUUAUCAUUUUCUACUCGUUUCUGAAGAAUAGUUUCUACAUCAAUUCAUCAAUUAAGGGAGAGGAAUCAAUACCAGAUCAAUGCAAGCCUAUAUUUUUAGAGAUGUAAACAAAUCUCAAAUUGACUAUUUUUACAAAUUAUGAAUUGGACAAGGAUAAUAUUUUACUUUAUAUUGCAUACUAAUCGCUAAAAAGUUCAGUGUUGUGACAUAAAUAAAUCUUAUCUUAAAUCUCACUUAUUAUCGUUUGCUAAAUGAUAGAUAAGUCAACAGUAUGGUGCUUGAACAGUAUUUACGGAUUGCUUGGUGUUUAUUUUCGUAUUGGUAGAUAGUAGUAUGCUAAUGGAAAUAAUAUUUUAUGCAAGACAUAAAAAAAUAUGUGAUUUAGGCGUUGAGAAACUGUUGUUUAAACAUUUCUAUCAUCACCAUCAUCAUUUUAUUUGAUAGUAUUUUGAUGAAGAGUUUUAAACUUAUUGAUAAUAUGCUAUUUGGUAUUGUCACAAUGACUCAACUUUUGAUCAAUAACUGCAUUAAUCCCAAAUUAUCUAUCGGAAUGCUGUGUAAACAUCCAUUUAAAAAAGUGUUUUUACUCCUAUAUGAUUCUACAACAUUAUGAGACUUCACAAAGUUAAAACUUUUAGUGAUGGUGGUUGGUUUUAAAUAUUUGCUAUGCCUGUACAAGCACCACAGUGGACGGAUUUCUUAUCCUGUCCAAUUUGUUACAAUGAGUUUGAAUGCAGUGUUCGUCGCCCAAUUAGCUUGGGCUGUGGCCAUACUAUGUGCAAAAGUUGCUUAUCAAAACUCCAAAGGAAACAGUGUCCAUUUGAUCAGACAGUUAUAUCUGCUGAUAUUAACCAAUUACCAGAGAAUUAUGCUCUUUUACAACUUGUUGGUGGUAGAAUACCUGAAAAACCACCUCUUGUUGGAUCAUUGGUGGCUAUUGAAGACUAUAAAUAUUACUUGGAGGCAAAAAAUUGCAUAGAAGAUUUAGCUCUCUAUCUAAAAUCAUCGCCUCCAAGUAUUGUAAAUGGGGUACCCCAAAGUGGUCCUUUAAGCAGACCGAUGCAAAGAAAGUUAGUUACCCUUAUUAAUUGCCAACUUGUGGAAGAAGAAGGUCGUACAAGGGCAAUGCGAGCUACGAGAUCAAUCGGAGAGCGUUCAGUAACUGAAUUAAUUCUUCAACAUCAAAACCCUCAGCAAUUAUCUGCCAAUUUAUGGGCAGCUGUUAGGGCAAGGGGCUGUCAAUUUCUAGGUCCCGCUAUGCAAGAAGAAGUACUGAAGUUAGUUUUAUUAGCUUUAGAAGACGGAUCCUCACUUUCUAGGAAAGUUUUAGUUAUGUUUGUUGUACAAAGACUUGCACCUCAUUUUCCACAAGCUUCAAAAACAAGUAUUGGGCAUGUUGUGCAGUUAUUAUACCGUGCCUCUUGUUUUAAAGUGUCAAAACGGGAAGGAGAUUCAUCGUUGAUGCAACUGAAGGAAGAGUUUCGCACUUAUGAAGCUCUUAGGAGAGAGCAUGAUGCUCAAAUAGUUCAAAUAGCUACUGAAGCUGGUUUACGCAUUGCACCUGAGCAGUGGUCUUCACUUUUAUAUGGUGAGACUGCUCGCAAAUCCCAUAUGCAGUCUAUUAUAGAUAAAUUGCAAACACCCCAAUCUUUUUCUCAAAGUGUUCAGGAAUUGAUUAUUGCUUUGCAAAGAACUGGAGACCCUGGAAAUCUGUCGGUUUUAAGGCCUUAUUUGGAAUUAUUGGCUAAUAUUGACCCUAGUCCAGAUGCUCCACCACCAAAAUGGGAGGAGUUAAAGAUGGCUCAAGAAGCUGCUAAAAUGGUCGUUAAAGGUCUCGUUGAUUUUGUACAAAAUUUUGGUAAUCGCAAGUUGCAGGAGGAUAGAUUGAACCUAAAUGCCAAAUACAAAACUAGCAUAUGCCGUUAUUUAACUCAACGCAACAAUUGCCCCCGUGGCCUUAAUUGUACUUUUGCUCAUUCACAAGAAGAAUUAGAAAAAUAUCGAGCCAAAAGUAAAAGAAAUUCUGGUGGAAGAAGUUCUGUUCCAAGUAUCAGAAGCCCUAAUCCUGACAGCCCACAUUUGCAAGAGGCAUCUACUUGCAAUCCGUCAUCAUCACUUUCUGAUGCUGCUUCAGAGUGUGGUAUCUCUAACUACGUGUUUGAUUCUUCCUUUAAUUUAGACAACUGCACAAUAGAAGAUUCUGCAGAUUCUAGUUCAAGUAUUCAGUUUUGUAACUCCGACAUGAAUGACAGCAUAAUAUCUAACUCUAAUAUGCUACAAUCUAAUCAUAUUUUAAAUCCAGACUCUCCUGCCUUUCAACCAUUAUCUUCAAAGUCACCUCAAGUUAUUUCUUUACAAUCACCAUAUCCUGCAUUACCUAGAAAUAACAUGUUGCCACCGGAGAACGUCUCUCCCUUGUCGUCACCAGCACUCAGUGUCGUUUCAAAUUCCGUCUCUGGAUUACCAGGUACCAAAUUCAAAUUAAGCAAUAAAUGUUUGCCUCCUGUUAUUAACAGUUCUAGCCUUCCUUCACAAAAUACAGCAUUUGCUUUAUCAUAUCCGAUCGGACACCCUAUGAAUUCUCAAAGUAAGGAUUUUAGACACUCUUUCCCUUAUAAGCCUUUUAUAAAGAGUCAACGGCUAGAUGAACAGUCGUUAGCCGCACUUCAGGAAAGGAAAGAACAACUCUUAGCUCAGCUUGAUAAGGCGAAUAUUGGAAAAGAAUUGUCAGUUAAACCUCAAGAAAAUGGAAUUAUUCCUUCACCAACUAUUGAAGGAUCAUAUUGUUUUGUGAAAACCAUGGAUGAUGGCAAUGUUGUGUCCUUUUAUUCUCCUUGGACGUCUACAAGCAUUUUUUCUUGUGGAUCAAAUACUGUAUGUAAUAAUAGUGACUAUACUAUAGUGGCUUCAUCACAAAGCCAGUUUGAAGGUUCCACUGUAAAAGAAAGAACCAAUGGGUUGUCUGAGCUGAACUUUACCAACUGUACGUUAUUCUGGCCUUCAGAAAAGGACGAGUUUAUUCCAUUUGACCCCCCUUUAGUGUCAAAAUACGGGCCUAUUUCUAAAUGUUCCAAAAGCUUAAUUCGGGGUCCGGCUCCGAUACAAGUUAAUGCUGUAUCGCAUAUGGGAGAACUUACCAGUCCUACCUCAGUAGUUCGUCAUCCUUUGCCAUCUGCUUCUUUAGCUCCUACUCUCAAUACUGCUUCAUCUGUUACUUAUGGUGCACCCAUAGCUUUAAUAUCAGACCAAUAUAUGCAAACUGCCGCUAUUAAUUGUAUAGACGGUACAGUAUGUCCUCUAAAUGAAAAUGAUUUAAUCUGCAUUAAAACAGCAGAUGGAGCAGCGAAGUAUUUUAGAAUCGAUGAAGAAUCCACUGAUAAAAACUUGGGAAGUUUGCCUGUUGAGGAAGUUUUGCAAUAUCAAGAACAUACUGAUAGCUUGAAGGAAGAAUUGUGGGAGAUUGAAAAAACCAUAGAAGAAAAAGAAAGAUCAUUAAACGAAGGAGCACAUUAUUUAGAACAUCCUUAUAGUAAAAGAUACGAUCUAAAGACAGGAGGAACUGUACCUACUUCCAUAGGACCCUGGCCCUCUCAAACUUUGGAAAAUAUUCCUGUUAAGAAUUCAGAAAAUCUUCCAUUAGACUUAAGAACAACAUUCAAAGACUAAAAACUGUUUUCAGUUAUUACAAAAAAAAAAAAAUUUUUUUUCCUUCAAAUUUUUAUGUUUUUGUUUUUAUGUAAGAAAUGAGUGAUUCUGGUAAGGAUUAAAAUUUAUGAGUCUUUUGUGAGGCUUUCUUUUAUCAAUGUGAAGUUUCCAAAAGGAAUUUCAGUUUUAUAUUCUUGUCUCAAUGAGACAGUUAUUUCAUAUUAUCUUGUAGAAAAUAUUGAAUACAGUAUUUGAUGCUCUCUGAUAAAAUUGCUUAAUUGCCAUGUGUCGUUUGAUUUUUGAUUAAUGAUCAUGGUAUAGGAAAGUCUCAAUGAGACUGCGAUUUGAGCUGCUGGUGGUUCAAAUUAUCAAUGUUGGGCAUUCGGAAAUUUAUAUGUGAGCCCAUACAGCGUGUCCUGUAAUCACCACCUUCAAUAUGUAUUUUUAGAAUCCUUAUUAAAAAUGAAACCUAUAUAUAUAUGUCCAGGAUCUUUAUGUGGAAGACCAUAGUAAAAUGGUUUUUACGCAAGAAAUUUAGUCGAAAAUCGAAUUGUGUUAUGCAACAGUAAUGAGACUGUCAUAUUAUAAAGGUAUAGCAGUGCAAAUUGACCAAAACAAAUUUAACAAUACAGGUGAUGGAAAUAAUCUAGUGUUUGCAAUGGAUGUUCAAAAUUCAUGAGCCGAUAAUUGUAAUGCAUAACAUAACACGAUUCAUCACUGCUAAAUUGAUGCAUAAGCCUGCAAUACUCCCAUGAAAGCCCGCUUUCUAUUAUGCAAUAUAACUAAGAAUACUACCUGCCAGCAAUGACAAGUCAUAUUUUCAAUUGUAAUUUCUUAUGCAAAACUUACUUUUUAAAGUCUCAAAGAUUAGCAUGUGAAGUUUGCCAAUGUCUUUUGGCUAUAACCUUCACAUUGCAGCUGAAUUUACGGAGUUAAUCCACAGCCCCAACUUUACAAAUUUGAAUUUGUCUACAAUCCCAAUGCAGUCAAGAUAGAAAAUGGAAAUCCCUAUAAUAAUAAGGACCUAUAAUCUUUUCAGAAAUAAGUGGAAACAAAAUUCCUUUUUCUUACUUAAUAAAAUUUUUAUUCUUCAUUAACUUAAGAAAAUUAAGUAAAAUUUUUAAAGAAGAUUUUUUUUAAAGCUUUAUGUCCACUGAUUAUUUUUUAGAUUUUGAUUUCAAGGUUUCUAAAUAAAUAAAUAAAAAAUUUGAGAUUUUCAUCUCUGAGAGGAAGCAUAAUUUACAGAUGCUGUUUUAUCUGCAGCAUCCGCUGCUAUGCUACCUGGUUUUACUGCCAAGAUCCUGUACAUUAGGGUUUGACAUUCGAUGACCUCAUAAAUAUAUGUACAUUUUUAUUUUGUUUUUUAUAAGGUUUCCAAAAGCACGUAUGUAGGGUGGGGAUUACGUAACAUCCUGUAUAUCCCUGAAUCUUAUAGCACCAGUAUGUUUUUGAAUUCUGUAGAAAUGUUGAUAUCUUUAAAAUUUAGAUUAGAUGUUAAAUAUCAUGAUUUUAAAAUAAUAUUUUUAUUGUUUUAAUUCAAUCAUUUAAAUUUAAUCUCCUCUUUAUAAUACAUAAUUUGAUGUAUACCUACUUUUCAAUUAGAAAUGUGCAAAGGCAAUAUCUAUGAUUUUUAUAUGUAAAAUUUUAAUUUAAAAUAUGAUUGUAAUAUAUCUGCUUGAUUUAACGUAUAGUCCUUAUUAAGUUGUUAAUAAAGUAUUUUCACAUUGUUUGA